Symbiodinium sp. CCMP2456 is the source of this 3133-nucleotide messenger RNA. The record is from the annotation of a GenBank genome assembly. NCBI's taxonomy places the organism in Eukaryota, Dinophyceae, Suessiales, Symbiodiniaceae.
CAACCUCGAAGGCGACUUGUGGGCUUUCGACGCCACAUCCGAAGCAUGGACCCACACGGUGACGGCCGUGACGCCGGCAGCUCGCGCUGCACAUGCGGCGGGCUGGGAUCCUACCAAUCAAGCACUUUGGGUGCAUGGCGGGCACAACAGCCAAGCAAAGACUUGGUUCCGCGACGUGUGGAGAUUUCAGUCUGGCGCUUGGACGCUCGAGUUUGACGGUGCCGGGCCUUGCGGAAGGCAAGCACACGUGGCUGUUUGGGUGUCGAGCACGUCUUCUCUUUGGGUGCACGGCGGCUGGACCGGCAGUCGCCGCUUGUCAGACUUGUGGAGCUACAAUCACCAGGCUCACGGAUGGCAGGAGCUGGCUCCCGUGGCACCAAGCGGAGUGCCACCGGCACGCUCGCAUCAUGUUGCGGUGUGGGAUGGGACCGGCCAGGCACUCUGGAUGCACGGAGGCUACGGUGACUCCUUGCUCGGAGAUCUCUGGACUCUGGCUGCUUCCAGCCUCAGUUGGACUGAAGUGGUCUCUGAUGGAGGCCCAACCGCAAGGUCAGGCCAUGCUGCGGUGUGGGAUGACGCCAACCGCAGGCUCUGGCUGCACGGCGGCAACGACGGCUUCCUGAAGCGGGAACUCUGGAGAUACGAGACCGGCAGCAACAUCUGGAGCCUGGUUGCAGAACAUGCAGGUCCUUCAGGACGCUGGUCUCAUGCAGCUGCCUGGGAUGGCCUCAACCAGGUUCUGGGCCACAACAACGUCCACGACGUCCUUCAGCACGAGCACCGUGACUUUGACUUCCAGCAAGAUAAGGCUGGUGCCGUGGCCACCAGUGUUCCCACCAACAGCAACCCCGCGGCAUCAGUGGAUGGAGCCGCAGCCGUCACCCACACUCCCCCGCCUGACACCGUCUACAUGCUGUCGAUCGUGACGGGGACCCCGACCUUCCUCUCCAGCUCCCAGCUUUCCGCGCCUGCAGAGAUUCAGCGCACCGGCGCGUUAUGCAAGCAGACAGACUAUUGCAGCGUGACACAUUGCGUGCGUCGUCGCCUCACUGUCUUCGGCAUCUUCAACACCCACUUCGCUUCAGAGUUUCACAUCUUGGCACUCAUUCCAAAGGAGGAUGGGAAGUCCGACCAGAAGGCUCUGAAGCCCAAGCUAUCGGGCCGGGAGAUUACAGGUCCAGAAGCUUGGAGGGUAGGGCGCCCUCGUUUUGAGGCAAAAAGCUACCUUGCUUCGCCAGCGCUGGCGGCUGGUGCUUUUGCAUGGCAAGCGGAGCUGGGACGGCCGGCGCUUGGCCUACAAGCCCUACCACAACUUCGCCUACAAGCUUUGCACUACGAGAACAGUGGCCAAGCUGGACACCGGCAGGUAUGGAGUUCCGCGUACACCGGAGAGCCCGACCCCUUCGAAGACUACCAGCAGCGUGCCUGGGAUCUCUUACAUGGCAGAGGGCCGGAUCAGCUCCAGCUGGCCACGCCGGUUCAUUUCAGAGCUGGCUUGACAGGCACGGCUUACGAAGCUGUGCGAAAGCUUGCACACGACAAGCUGAAGACCUCCGACGGCAACGUCGCGGAUGCAGGCAUGAAGCUGCUGCUCCAGACGCUCAAGGACAGCAUCGCCGUGGAGGCCCCGGUGACGGUGACUGAGUUGUUCCUGAAUGCCUUCUACAGCCCCGAUGUUUGGAGGCAGCAAGUCGAGACGAUGCAACAGUACAUAUUGAGAAGGGAGCAGGACAUGAAAAGACGGGAAGAGGUCUUGCCUGGAAGCGCUAUCCCCGACCACCUCCGUGCGUUUAUGUUGCUCGUCUUCGGCGGCCUCGACCGUGGAGAACUGAUGGCUAUUUUGGCCAGCGUUGGCAACGACUCUGACUUCAAGAAGAUCGGCCAUGCCCUUCGAAUCCAGUUCCCGAACAGUGCCAACAAGCCGGUGCACAGACACGACGCCGCAGACGGCCCGGACAUGAUGGACGAGACCUACCAGGCCGCGGGCGAUGACGAGCAGGCGGUCAUAAAGGCAACGAUUCAGGACUAUGACGUCGCCGAGGACCCUGAGCUCGCGGAGGCCUACGCGACCAUCUUGCGCAAGAAUGCCAAGAAAGGACAGCUCUCGGGAUCUCUCGGGAACGGAGCUUCCUUAGCAUAUCCCUUCCGAGCUCAGGGUGAGAUUGCCUUUGACCAGAAGGGCAACGACCCGAAGAGGAACGCGAUCAAGUCCCUGAAGCAGGCGACUCCCUGCACCACUUGCGGAAUGAAGGGCCACUGGUCUGGUGACCCAGAAUUUGCUCAAAAAGGAAAAGGUGCGAAGACCACUGCCAAGAAGGUCGUGCCGAAGAAAAAGGGCGUGUUCUAUGUGAACCCCGAGCACCCCGAGACGGCCGAUGAGCAGUGCUUCGCCGACUCCCGGGUCUUCGAUGCCAGACGUUGCCGUUUCCAACGCGAGCGAGUUCGCGAAUGCCGCCCACCCGACACCUACCAGAACACACUCAAGCUACUGCGGGAUGACGAAGUACUUCCGCAGCGCGUCGCCAUCAUGGAGCAGAACAAGGACAAACGAGAAGCGGCCCCGGAGACGAGUUGGACGUGGUCACGGUGCAAGGACUGCGAGGCGGCGAUCUUCUCUGGAACCGCAGAGGACGAGGGUGCCCUCGGCAACAUCGGUCCGGGAGCAGGAGGACAACAACCGCAGCCAGGACAACAGCAAAGGACGGGCACAACAGAGACGCCCCCAGUACCAAUGGAUCCAACACAACCGCCGUCUUCUACGACUACCACGGCCCUGGCACCAUCACCUCCUCCUGCAGGACAACCGAUGCCGCUCACACUCCGGAACCCCGACCAGCUUAAUGCUUACAACCCGUUGCGCCGAGGAGUUCUUUGUGAUGAGCAACCCUACCUUGUCGAAGACUGCCCCACACUACCGGAACGCGCCGCGAGCCUACGUGAACAUGGCUAUGAAAGCGAGGCAGAAAGCGGCGCAGCGAAGAAGGGCCGAGAAAAGUUUGAUGCCUCAAUGGGCAAGGAAUGUGGGUCAUGGCAAAAGUUCAGCGCAGUCGAGGAAUUGACCAAGGAGCAGCUUCCCAAGGACUGCGACGCCAUCGAAGGUGCCGACUACCUAUUGCUGGACAAGGACAGGUGA